Molecule: messenger RNA, 447 nt
Organism: Vitis riparia (riverbank grape)
Lineage: Eukaryota; Viridiplantae; Streptophyta; Magnoliopsida; Vitales; Vitaceae
Product: spidroin-1-like
Exons: 3
Coding region: 1-447 (148 amino acids)
Source: RefSeq, a predicted model, not a curated record
AUGGCGAGACAUUACAUGGAAGAAGAUGGGGUUGAAGAUGCUCGAGGAGACCCAGUCUCAUCUAAGGCAGUUGGAGCAUCUGCAGCAGGGCUAAUGUCCGGAGCUAGUGCUGGAGCUGGGCGACUUAGCAGUGGCGGUGGUGGGGAGGGCCGUGCGGACCGGGAUGACAAUCAGGUCCCGGAGGAGGAGGGCCGUGGUGAGGAGGGCCAUGGUGAGGAGGACCGUGGUGAGGAGGGCCGUGGUGAGGAGGGCUAUGAUGAGGAGGGCCGUGGUGAGGAGGACCGUGGUGAGGAGGGGGGCACAGCUGAGGGGGCGGCGGACCGUGGUGGUGGGGAGGUGGUGGACCAUGGUGCGGAGGGCCAUGGGGCGGGGGCGGAUGUCCGUCGUGGUGGUGGUCGUGGUGCGGGUCGUGUGGUGGAUGAUGCAUUUUCUCUUCUUCUUCGAUGA